AUGACGAGUCAUCGCGAGGGUGUGCCGGCAGAGCUGCUGGGCCCGCAGGGUACGCGGGUACAGCGGGAUGACAUUGAUGCCGAGGUCAUUGCCAUCUACUUUUCGGCGCAUUGGUGCCCCCCUUGCCGCCAGUUCACCCCAAUGCUGGCCGAGACACACAAGACGCUGCGAGCCUCGGGCAAAAAGUUUGAGGUCAUCUUCUGCUCGAUGGAUCGCACUGAACCCGAGUUUGCCGAGUACUUUGCAACCAUGCCUUGGCUCGCCAUCAAGUUCCAGGACGUGCUGGCCCGUCAAAACCUGCCCAAAGCCUUUGGCGUCAUGGGCAUUCCUUGUCUGGUUCUGCUGGAUAGCAACUUUGAGGUCAUCACCACCUGGGGUCGCAAUUAUAUUAGUCGCGAUCCCAUGGGUGAAUACUUUCCCUGGCGCGAAGCGCCCCCGGGUGGCUGUUCGCUCUCUCUCUCUCUCAAGUUGAUCUCUCUCUGUGUCUCUCUCAAACUCUCUCAAACUCUCUCAAACUCUCUUUCUCUCUCUCUCUCUCUCAAACUCUCUCUCUCUCAAACUCUCUCUCUCAAACUCUCAAACUCUCUCUCUCUCUCUCAAACUCUCUCUCUCUCAAACUCUCUCUCUCUCAAACUCUCUCUCUCUCAAACUCUCUCAAACUCUCUCUCUCUCUCAAACUCUCUCUCUCACAGUUUUCUCUUUCUUCUCUCUCUCUUCUCUCUCUCUUUCCUUCUCUUCGUUUCCAGUGAAAUGGCAGCGGUGCGCGCGGGCCGAUCGACGGCCACGACUGCCGUUCGGGGGAGUCGGGUGCUGGGACGAACCGUCCGCCAACUGACGAGUGACGGCUAUCUGCACAAGACUGAGAUUCCCACCUACCAGUUCCAAAAAUCUCUGCCCCAGCUCCCAUUGCCCAAGUUGGAGAAAACCCUUGAGCGAUACUUGAAAUCCGUUCAACCUCUCGUCUCCGAGGACCAAUAUGCCAAGACCAAGGCCUUGGUCGAUGAGUUUCGCAGUGGCGUUGGUGCCGAGCUGCACAAGGAGCUGGCAGCCGAGAACAAGGGCAGCGGCACGAGCUACAUUGCCAAGCCUUGGUACGAAAUGUACAUGAACUACCGCGACGCUCUGCCCAUCAACAUGAAUCCUCAGCUCACCUUCAAGGAUGAUCCGGACACCGCCAAGCAGCAGCAGGCGGCCCGCACUGCUAGCUUGAUUCAUGCCUCGGUGGCGUUCUAUCGCACGCUGCGAGACAAGCAGCUCAAGCCAGAUCUCUAUGAGACAAACGAGAAGCGCAGCCGCCACCCCUGGUUCACCAAGCUUGUCAAUGGCGCACCCGACAAACUCUCCUGGGCCAUCGGCUUUUUGGCGGGCGCCUAUGCCCUGGACAUGUCACAGUACAACCGUCUCUUCGCAUCCACGCGUGUUCCUUGCCCUGGCACGGACAAGCAUGUCACCUACCCUGAAAGCCAGGCUCGCCAUGUGGUCGUUCAGUACGGCCACGAGUUUUUCGCCGUGCCCGUGCUCAAGGAGGAUGGUACGGCGGUCCCCGAAGCUGAGCUCCACGCUGCCAUCCAGCAAAUUGCCACCCAGCCCCCCAACACUUCCUGCGCUCCGCUCGGUGCAGCCACUACCCUCAAUCGCGAUACUUGGGCGGCUUUGCGUCAAGAGUUGAUUCAGAACAACAAGAACAAGACUGCCUUGGAAAUGAUUGACUCUGCCCUCUUUGCCGUCUCACUCGAGCACCGUGAAGCCGGCCCUGCUCCCAUGACCGAGCUCGAGAACAUUAGUGACAGCCAGUGGGUCGACUUGCUGCGUUGCAUGCUUCAUGGCGACGGUCGUAACCGCUGGUUUGACAAGUCCUUCCAGCUCAUUGUGACAAAGAAUGCCAAGGCCAGCGUCAACUUUGAGCACGGCUGGGGUGAUGGUGUGGCUGUCUUGCGCUACGUCAACGAGGUGUAUGAAGAGAGCACCAAGACCCCAUCCCCAGCGCCCCAAGCUGGCGUUCAGCCUCAGCGCCUCGACUUUGAAUUUACCGACUCUGUGACCCAACAGCUAAACAAGGCUGCUACUGAAUUCGAUGCUUUUGCCAACUCGGUCGACUGCAAGCUUCUCCAAACGCAGGCAAUGAAUACCGACCUGCUCAAGAAGCUCAAGCUGGGUGCCGAUGGCACCCUCCAAAUGGCCUUCCAGCUUGCUUACUACCGUCUCUUUGGUGAAAAUGCCUCCACCUAUGAGUCGGCUUCAACUGCUGGCUUCCGCCAUGGCCGUACCGAGACCAUCCGCUCCUGCACCCCGGAGAGCGAUAAAUUUGUCAAGGCCUUCUGCGACCCCAACGCUACUCUCGAAGAGCGCGACAAGCUCAUGCGUGCCGCCAUUAAGAACCAUGCUCAAAUCUCCAAGGAUGGUCUUUUGGGUGGUGGAUGGGAUCGUCACUUGUUUGCCCUCCGUGAACUGGCCCAGCGCAAAGGACUCCCUGUCCCUGCGAUUUUUGAGGAUGCUGCCUAUCAAAAGUUGGGUCACAUCAUUAUCUCGACGUCCACUCUCGCAAGCCCGGCGCUCGAUGCCGGCGGCUUUGGCCCCGUGAACAAGGACUGCUAUGGCAUUGGCUACGGCAUUGUGGACAUUGGCGCGCGCUUUAUCCUCAUGACCUACCACCUACAGUCGGAUGAGUUCCUCGCCAGUUUGGACAAGGCAAGUUUUGGCCUGAGCUUGAGCAGAGCUAUGCAUACGUUCAUCAGCUUGAAACCCCAUCUUUGUUGA
Messenger RNA from Monosiga brevicollis MX1, 2757 nucleotides. RefSeq lists its product as uncharacterized. Gene Ontology annotation, cellular component: mitochondrion. Gene Ontology annotation, molecular function: carnitine O-palmitoyltransferase activity. Gene Ontology annotation, biological process: fatty acid beta-oxidation. The transcript has 17 exons. The record is from RefSeq and is a predicted model, not a curated record. NCBI's taxonomy places the organism in Eukaryota, Choanoflagellata, Craspedida, Salpingoecidae. The coding region runs from base 1 to 2757 and encodes 918 amino acids.